UCCACGAACUUGGCAUGUUGUUUGUGCAAAAAUAUAUAGAUUGAAAUUGUAAAUAAAUACUAAUUAACAUGGGAUCAAAUCGUACAUCUGGCAAAUUUAGGAAACUUGGGGAGGAAGAAUUACCCAAGUUGGAGUCUGCUUUGAUGAAGUACCUGCCAAAAUCUAGUCAGUUUUUGAACAUUGUGAGACAAAAGAUCCUUCAACUCAUCAAAGAACCCACGAUUUCGGACUUAUUUCUCUACGAGGAUGAUGACGAAACUCAAGAUUUUGAUGAGUGGGCCGACCCUUUCAUUGUUUGCGUUCAAAAUAAUAUCCACAGUGAAUACUGCAUCCUACCGCGUCCACCAGAAUUAAUUCCUAUCAAUUCCGGAAUGAUGCAAUCCUUCGAGGAAUUAAUUGACUGGGAUCGCACCCACAUUUUUGGAUCGGUUCCGCAAACCUUUCUAGACUCGUAUUUGCGACCCAUGUUGGAAAAGAGAGGGAUUCAAUAUAAAGAUUUUCCAUGCGAUGCGCAUGUCCUGGAUGUGGACACGGCAUUAAAUUAUGAGAAAGAAUACACUUAUCAAGACAACGGAAUUUCAAUGAGGGUUUCCUCCAUUCGACAAAUUGAUGCGGAUUUUGACCAAAUUUUGCAAAAUUGGGCUUGGACACUUCCUCACUCAAAAGGGAUUUUAUCCGCAACGACUCGCAACCUGGGAUCCGUUGGGGUGUAUGCGAAUCCGAACCUGGCCAGCUACGCGGUCCACUCCCCGGUCGGACUGCUCCAAGUUCUGCACACGGAGGACGCCUUUCGUCGCCGCGGGUUGGGGAUCAUCGUGAUGAAGGCGCUCGCGAGGAAGGUCGCGGACCUCGGGCUGAUUCCGAGGGCGGAGUGCAUCGUGGAUAACGCGUCCCGACAAGUCCAGCUCAAAGCGGGAAUGGUUUUUGUGGACAGGACCAACUGGAUAUUGUGCCGGCAGGAGUAUGAUGUCAAAAAGUGGAAUAAAAUGAACUCAAUUGAGUAAAUACUUAGGGAUGAAGAAAGAUCAAAGAAUAGAUAAUCAGGAAUAAAAAAAAUACUAAUUACUUUCUGGCAUGCAGAUGCCAAGAUUGGUUUUGAUUGCACAGGAAUAAAUCUUUCUUUAUUCUACACAGAA
Molecule: messenger RNA, 1136 nt
Organism: Folsomia candida
Lineage: Eukaryota; Metazoa; Arthropoda; Collembola; Entomobryomorpha; Isotomidae
Exons: 4
Coding region: 69-1004 (311 amino acids)
Molecular function (GO): acyltransferase activity, transferring groups other than amino-acyl groups
Source: RefSeq, a predicted model, not a curated record